AUGGGAAUGUCCUUUAUUGAGAAUAAAUGUGAACCCCUUCUGUCAGCCACACUGCGCACAUAUCAAAAGGCCGCCUGUGACACAGAUCAAGUUGUAAUUGCAUGUCCACGUGGCACCAGCAUAUCGAUUGAGUUUGCACAAUAUAAUAAAUUUAUAGCCAAAGAUGGCAUAAGUAUCGAGGAGUUGUGUCCUGCCAACAGCGAAGGAACCAGUGAAAAUCGUUCUAAAGCUAAACACCUCCUACGUGGCUCUACGUUUGGCUCGCCAACCCAAAAGGUACCCGCAAAUCGUUAUGUUAAUGGCGCACAUUUAUCUGAAUUCACGGGCGCAAGUGGCACCACAGGCAGUCUAGGUGCUUCCACGAGCACGGAUGAUGCUUCAGCAUCCACAGCAACAACAACAAGCAGUGACAACGAUGACAAUACACCAGACAAUUGUAUGUGGCCGAAUGCUUUGCAGUAUUCGUUGCUGCAGACCGUUGUCGAAGCAUGCCAGAAGAAGAAGCAUUGCAAAUUCAAUGCUCGGCCACAGUUCUAUGGGCUGGGCGCCAGUGGCGUCGGCGAGAGUAGUGGCUCCUCCAGCACAUAUCACAGUACGACAGUCAGCACGAACAUCAUCAGCAUGGAUCCCUGUCCGAAGAGAAGGAAAAUUGUGGAAAUCGCAUACAAAUGCCGUCCAUAUGAAUUUCGUAGUAAGGUGGCUUGCCAUAACGAUGUGGCCCAACUGGAAUGUAACCCUUAUUCACGAAUUGCCGUUUAUAGUGCAAGUUUCGGACGGACGGAAUAUGAAAGCAUUCAGUGCCCCCAACCACAGGGCGUUCGAGAAGAAACUUGCUUGGCGUCGUAUGCCACCGAAACCGUUAUGCAAAUAUGCCAUGGACGUCGUAGAUGCAAUCUGGCCGCAGAUGCCAAUACAUUCGGUUCGCCAUGUCAACCCAAUUCACGGAUGUAUCUGAAAGUUGUUUACACUUGUGUGCCGAAACAAGUGCUCAUGGAUCGCUACGAAACAGAAAUUGAAGCAGAUGAACCAGAAGACUUCGAGGGCGAUGUUAAUGAUUUGUACGAUGAUGAAUUGUUCUACAAGGAGUCGGAGGCAAUUCCGAAGCUGUACAGUAACACCACAGUUCCGGCGGCACGCAACAAUGCCAGCACAACGCUGAAUGGAACCUACAAUGCAGUGACAAGUGUUAAUAGAGCCAAUAAUGCCACACUGGGCAUGUUCGAGGGUGAUAUGGGUGGCGUUAAUCCCGUAAUGACACACAGUGCCGACAUGACUCUGGAAGACGACCAGGAACGAUUGUUUGUUUAUCUUUUGACUGCUGGUUCUUUGGGUGUCAUACUCUGCAUAGUUGCGAUUGCGGUUAGGCUGGUGGUUCUCAAACGCCAUGAUAGUGCAACUGACACUCAUUCGACGUCGUCGGGCAAAGGAGGUCCGGUCACUGGGGCCUGCUCCGGGGGCAUGGCGGGUGUUGAAGGAGUCGCCGAGACUACAAUACCGAACGGUUUCAACGACACCAUUUCCGAAGUAGAUGCUGACAUCGAUUUGCAAACGCCAAUUCCGGUGCCAAGUGUGUCAAAGAAUGAGAAUUACAUUAGCUAUGCGCCCACCACAAAUCUUUACGGUACACUAGGACCGGGGAGUACUUUGCUGACGCACACUAACACCACGGGCACCAUGGUACCCGGCAUGAUGAGCAAUACAACAAUAAUGUGUGGACCACGCCAGUCACCCGAUAUUUUAGGCAUAGCUGCUCAAUCGUAUGCACCCACAAGCUGUACAAAUACCGGGUCAACAACUAUUGGCGGCAUACUUACGCCGGCAAUUGUUAUAGGAGCUGGCGGAGCGACAGUCGUCAGUUCCGGUAGUAAUGUGAUAGGCACCGUGGUUCCCAUAACUUCACUGGCACAGUAUACAACUGCCCCAACAUUCCGUUCGGGUUAUAUCCUGAACAGCGACAAUGUGCUGCAGAGACCAGCCAACAUUGCGACACCACCAACGUCGUUAGCAGGUGGCGAACCAACAUACCUAGGACAUCAGUAUCAGCAACAACAACAACAGCAGCCUCCAUUGUCAAUGCAAACAACCAGUGGUAGUGUUCUAACGCCAGCGACAGCCACACUGAGACGAAUGAAACAAACAACGCCUGCAGCUGCGGCCACCGCCUCACCUCCGCAUGUCCUCCAACAAGCUAUGGUCUCUGGCUCAAUAUCAACGUACGAUGGCAUCCCACCCCGUACCCUCUCGACCGGAAUGGCAGUGAAUUCACAAUUCUAUUACGAAUGACAGAACGACCUAGAACAACCAAACGAAAACAACAGCUCCGAGUAUACCACCACCGCCAGCAGCAGCACCAACAGUAACACGAACACAUCUGGGGCGAAGACAUCAUCUACAGCCUCAGCGGAGACCAGCUCCACCCCGACUACCAAAAGCAAAACAUCAGAGCCAUUGUAAAAGACGGCGAGAUUGUGAAAACCAUGCAUAGCAAUAAAAUGUCGAUUGAAUUGAUAAUGGAGUGGUGCGGACACGACGAACAAACCUAUCUAAAAUUCUUACGAACUGAACGGGACUGUUGUUUUAGUUAAUGGAGCAGUGGAGUGUGGACUGUAAGCAUGAAGAGACAAUAUUUUGAAAUUACAAAGUAAGCAAGAAGUAAGUCAAUCGAACCCGCACCGAUGUGUCCUGUUUUCAUCGUCUUCCACACAAAUCAACUACAAAAGCAGUCGCACACUACGAAGCAAUGGGGCCCGACAAAUGCCCAUUGGAAAGUACAUCCUUUGCUGGCUGGCGUCGGGAUGCUCUGCGAGAUGUUAACAAUUUGAGAGUGAACAUAUUGCUUUCCAAUAAGGACGAGCUUCCGGUAAUGUAAAUAGAUAUCAAGUCAGCUACUUCUAAGUAAAUACAACCAAUAGAGAGGCCAACACAAAGCCAAAAGCACAAACAGAAUAAUAUACAGUGAACUGAAAUAGAAAAACAUUCAUAUGUACAUACAUAAAUGAAUAGGUGGAUACGUACACAUGCAGAA
This is a messenger RNA of Musca domestica (house fly), 3025 nucleotides long. RefSeq lists its product as uncharacterized. Gene Ontology annotation, molecular function: carbohydrate binding. The transcript is spliced from 11 exons. The record is from RefSeq and is a predicted model, not a curated record. The coding region runs from base 1 to 2283 and encodes 760 amino acids. NCBI's taxonomy places the organism in Eukaryota, Metazoa, Arthropoda, Insecta, Diptera, Muscidae.